Ectocarpus siliculosus is the source of this 1944-nucleotide messenger RNA. The record is from the annotation of a GenBank genome assembly. NCBI's taxonomy places the organism in Eukaryota, Phaeophyceae, Ectocarpales, Ectocarpaceae.
AUGCCAUUCCAGUGCCUCUCCGAAGACAUAGCCGCCGCCCCAGUUCCGAUGGAUGUCACCCCGACGCAGCGCAUGAUGUCGGCGUGCGCCGGAGUGCUGGCGACAAGCCUGGUGGUGACCCCGAUGGACGUGGUGAAGACGCGAGUGCAGGCGGCGCAGGCAGAGUACGUCAGCCAGCAGACGGCGUCCUCCCUCAACGCCGGCCGCUGCGGCAACGAGAACUGCCACCAGUGCGCGGCGCCACAGGGCAGAACGUACACCACCUCCGCCCGGGCCACCCUGGCCGGCUUCGACGGCACGGCUUCUAGCGCAGCAAGGCUAGCGCUAGAGGCGGCUACAACGGCAGCGCCGCCACCGAGGGAGAGAAUACCGGCCCUGCCCACCGGCACCGUGGCCGCGCUGAUGCACAUCGCGAGGUGGGAGGGUCCCCGCGGACUGUACCGGGGCCUGGACGCGUCCCUCGUCAUGGCGAUCCCCUCCACCGUGCUCUACUACACCGUGUACGACGACUUCCUGGCGCGGCUGGAGAAGGCCGGGGUGGGGAAUCUCGCCGCACCGGCGACGGCGGGCUCUAGCGCCCGCCUGCUGGCCACUGUAGUGAUGGCGCCGCUGGAGCUCGUGCGCACGCGCGCGCAGUCGCACGGGGGGGGAGGGCCGGCGGCACCUGCUGCGGCUCAGAGGGCGGCGGCGGUUGCGACGGGGCCGGGGAGAGGGGCGGGGUUGUGGGGCGAGAUACCGCUGGUGGGAUCGGUCGGGCGGGACCUGACGAAGGUUUUCCAGGAGGAGGGGAUGGCGGCGCUCUGGCGGGGGGUGGGGACGACGAUGUGGAGAGACGUGCCGUUCUCGAUGGUGUACUGGCUGGGGUACGAGAACCUCAAGGCCGGCCUAGGGUGCGGAAGGAAAGGGGGAGCUCCGGCGGCGUCGGCGGCAGGGGGGGGGGGUCGGGGGACGGCGGGGCUCGCCGAGGAGAGGGGGUCGGCGGAUUUCUUGUUGCGAUCGUUGGUGGCGGGGGCGGUGUCCGGCAUGGUGGCGAGCCUGUUGACACACCCCUUUGACGUCGUGAAGACUCAGCGACAGGUGCUGGUGGAUGUGGUGCCCGAAUCUGGUUGCGAGCACCGGCCACCACCCCCGCCCCGGAGGGAACCUGGCACGUUCGACGUCAUGCGAAAUAUCGUGAAGAGCAAGGGGCCGGCGGGACUGUUCACGGGCGCGUUGGCGCGUGUGGGCAAGGUGGCGCCGGCGUGCGCGAUCAUGAUGAUCAGCUACGAGGCGGGCAAGCGUUUCUUCGGAGAGAGAAACGCAGCAGCAGCAGCAGCAGCUUCAGCUGCUGCUCCGUCUGCUACGGCAGGGACUACUUAAACCACUCUUGAUACGCACGUGGGGUUUAGGUCUCGAAACUUGUACGACUGAAAGAAUAUACGAUUGACGCUCUUUUUUAGUCGGUGUAACGAGUGAAAUAUGUCGGUGUUUCGGCUGCCUGCAACACGCUGCGCGGUCGCUGCGUCUGAGGUUGGGACGGGAUUAUUUUGUGCUUUCGGCUACCGCUUGUCUCCCGGCAUUGCUGUGUUUGCGGGAAGCGCGCGUGUUGCGAAAGGUGCUGCUCCGGUGUGUGUGCUUUGUUCUUUCAUUCCCGUCACUCGCAGAAAGUUGGCUGUCCAAGACGAAGGGCGGGGGUUAUUUUUCCAAGACUGUGAUUUCAGUGUGCCUCAAGGCUGAGUUUCGUUGGUAGUGAGAUGUGGAGAGGGGCCGAUGGUGUGGCAUCCCAUGGUGUGGCAUGCACCGCCUGUCAAGCACCAGUACGCACUACUCCUGGCCUUGAGCUUAAAUUCCACUAGUUGUCUUUCGCCGCCGCUUGUGCGAUUUACUUUGUGUCUCAUGUGAGGUGUGCGCAGGCUAUUUGCGCGUGGCGUUUUCCUUUUUUCCCCCCAAGAGUUUGGAGGUCGG